AUGUCGGAUCGAUACAUGGGUUAUGUUCCCACGCCAUCGGGUCGGUCUCCUACCUUCAACCCUGCCAGAGCUUCUAUGCCGACUAGUGUAGGAUACAGCUCUAUGUACGCCGGAGACAUGCAUGUCGUACCGUCUGCCAGCCAAAGACAUUAUAUUACCCCGAGAGGCUACUCAACUUCCACGACCGCCUCGGGCGUUCCCACAACCACAACAACAUAUGCUAUCACCCAGGGCCCAAGAGGCAAUCUUAGGACUAGAGACGGCAGCAGGACGCGUCGGUCAACGCUGGAAUCGACUUCAAGGCCCCCAGUGAUUAUAACUACAACACAGUUGGAUCGCCCUCAUGGUUCUUCGUCUCAUUCUGGCAACGCACGAUCUGGAAGUCCUAUUCGAGACGAAUAUCGUGCCUCUGACGGGCAGGUUUACUCACAGCCCGCCUCGUCUUUGCGUUCUCGCAACACAGCUUCUCGUUCAUAUCAUGCAUCUUCCCCGAAUGAGGAUUUUGGCAGAUAUAGAGAUAGGGCUGACAGUCACUUAAGCUCGCGUGACCUCGAAGCUUAUCGUAAUUCUCGACCUUCUGUUGUUUAUCCGAGUGACCCAAGACAUAGUACCGCGGCCAUUGAUUACGGGGACGACGGUUAUCAGUACACCAACGCCGGCGAGCUCGUCAAAUACGACCUGGACCAAUCUAAGCCAAGUCGCUCUAGACGGCAUGAUCGACAUGACAGUUUUGAUACGGGAUACUACCGUCCAAAUGUCAAUUACGAUUUAGAUCGGAGGAAUCUUAAUAUCAACACCAGCCAUGAUCUCAAUCGCGGCCCCAAUGGUCCCAGUAGCAGGCAACACGACGGACGACCUGGACCACCGCCGUCAACUCGUGGUUUUGAUAAGAUCAAUCGGGCGUACGAUUCUAGAGAUGUGCUUCCAGCUGCCCCAGUCCCCCCCUUACCCACCAGUGCAGCAUCGCUACUCGAAAUACAGGGAAGUUCUGGCAGCGGCCGGAGACCGCGACCCCUGUCGCUCCACCAAGAUGCUGGACUCCGGUCGUCGCAUCAUGACGAGUUAUAUCGAAGUCGAGAAGAUGAGCGUGUCAUGCGUGCCAUGCGUGACCGAGAUUUUGAUCGCCGCCCUGAGCCUCCUCGAUUCUAUGAUGACAGCGUCGCAUCCCGAGGUUUUGGAAUUCGCACAGAGGUUCUAAGCCCUCCAGAGGAAAUCAAGGAGCGCCGCCGUGAAACACGACUAGACGACCCAAGAAGGAGGUCUGACGAAGAAGUGUCAUAUGGCUCAGAUAAAGACAGAGAAGGUCGCCGUUGGAGUCGCCAGGAUCCCAUGGAGGAACGAAGAGAUCGGAGACAGACUAAAAGAGAUGAAGACAACCAGGAUCAGGAGCAGUCACGGACUCGUGAGACGCUCGUUGGUGGACUCGGUGCCGCGGCAACUGCUGCUAGCCUUGUAGCUUCAACCAAACCAGGAGAGAAGAAAGAUCAAGGGUCUCCUGGUGCAAAGAGACGCCGCAGUCCUCCAGAGGAUCGCGAAAUUCACAAAGAAGUUAUCGUAGAGCAAGAUGCUCGCCAAUCCUUUGAAAGAGUCAGUAAGCCAAUGGGAGGGAAAGAGGGGACUCGAGAACGGGAACAAUUACGGGGAAAAGAGCCUCUCCAGGAACGAGAUCCAACGAGAGAGAGGCCGCCAGCGUCUGAAAGGGAUGUUUUCGUGCCAAAGGAAUCAGUUCGGGAGCCUGAGCCAAUUCGUGAGAGAGAGACAGUGAGGGAAUCUCUAAGGGAUAAUUUACGAGAUAAGGAGUCUGUGAGGGAAGAACCUAGAGAUGGUGGCAGCUUUGAGCGACGGCGACCUGGCGCAGAUUCCCGAACAAUCAGAGAACCCGCAAAAGUCUCGGGAUCGGAUUCCGAUGAUACGAAAAGACCCCCUCGGCGAGGUCGUGUUUCCCAGGCAUUCAACCCUAAUGACACCUCUGACUUGAAGCAGCUUAAGGAGCAACUAGCCUCGAUGGAGAUGUCUAUGUCUGAUAAACGGCAAGAGAAAGAAGUUGAACGACCGGCUUUGGCAGAGAAACCACGAGCCCGCUCUCCCUCUCCAUCAAAAGAGCAAGUCGCUGCAGGCUCACCCCGGGAAUCCUCUCAAGAAAAGUCUGGCGAAGAAUCUCGCGGUCGAGAACUCGUUGUUCCUGCAGCUGAAGGGAAGCAAGUGCGUCUUGUGUCACCUCCGAAGGACAAAUCCGAAGGCAAGCCCUUGAAAGGCAUCCUGAAGCAGCCGAAAGCUAGCUUCCCAGAAGAAGCUAACCCAGUUCGUGAGGGUGUAGCCCCCCACAAAGAGGACAAGAAACUUAAGGAGGCCCCUCCUGGGGCGAGGUGGACCAAGAUCAAUCGCAAGAUUGUCAAUCCCGAGGCACUGACCAUUGGAAAGGAAAGAUUUGAAGUUCGCGAUGACUUUGUGAUCGUGCUGAGAGUUUUAAGCAAAGAGGAGAUUCAGGCUUAUGCCGCAGCAACACAAGUAUUGAGAGAGCGACGCCGUAACAAGAUUGAGGGACAAAAGGAAGAGGACAAUGAUUACGGAAGGGAGCGUGAUAUUAUGCGUGACGAAGCUGACGAGGAAGACGAAGAGCGCCAUCAUCGCCACCGCCGACGCCGUGAAAGUGAAGAAGAGAGUGAUGAGAAGGAACGCCACAAGAAUCGUGAAAGAGACCGUCAGCGAGAGCGGGAUCGAGAAUCUGAACGUGAAGGUGAAAGGCAACGACACCAUCGGAGAGAUCAGGCGGACGACUACGACAAUAGGGCACGAGACGACCCUCAUCAUCAUCACCAUCACAACAAUCACCGGUCGUUCAGAGAGCGAGAGCGAGAGCUGGAGGCGAAAAGUUAG
Metarhizium acridum CQMa 102 is the source of this 2877-nucleotide messenger RNA. RefSeq lists its product as uncharacterized. Lineage: Eukaryota; Fungi; Ascomycota; Sordariomycetes; Hypocreales; Clavicipitaceae. The record is from RefSeq and is a predicted model, not a curated record.